Toxotes jaculatrix (banded archerfish) is the source of this 1070-nucleotide messenger RNA. It is a transcript of the gene lzic, whose product is annotated as leucine zipper and CTNNBIP1 domain containing. Bases 290 to 859 code for a protein of 189 amino acids. The record is from RefSeq and is a predicted model, not a curated record. Gene Ontology annotation, molecular function: beta-catenin binding. The transcript is spliced from 7 exons. NCBI's taxonomy places the organism in Eukaryota, Metazoa, Chordata, Actinopteri, Toxotidae.
CGACGGCCGCACCCACGCUCUCGAGCUACGUUCACAAUCACAAACCCCUCGACAAACACUAAAUAGCUUGUAAUCGUGCGAGAUCCAGUUAAAAGCGAUUUAGUUACUUUUGUCGUACACUCGUCAAACUGAUGCACACAUUUAACCUAAAGCAAGGCCGAUUCACCACUGUUUACAGAGAGAGUCCGGUGAGAUGCUUUCUUUUUUAGCAUGCUAGCUAGCUAUUCGGCUAAGUAAACAACGUUCAGUGUCAGGAGCGGAGGUUGGAAGUGUGAUUUAACUAAGAAGAAUGGCUUCUCGCGGGAAAUCAGAAACUGGAAAACUGAGGCAAAAUAUGGAAGAGCAGCUUGACAGACUGAUGCAGCAGCUCCAGGACCUGGAGGAAUGCAGAGAAGAGCUGGAUGAGGAAGAGUAUGAGGAGACAAAGAAGGAAACUUUGGAACAGCUGAGUGAAUUCAAUGACUCUCUGAAGAAGAUCAUGACAGGAGACAUGACACUGGUGGAUGAACUCAGUGGGAUGCAGCUGGCAAUCCAAGCUGCCAUCAGCCAAGCAUUCAAAACCCCAGAGGUGAUCCGACUUUUUGCUAAGAAGCAGCCAGGACAACUAAGAACCAGACUAGGAGAGAUGGACCGAGAUGUCAUGGUGGGGAAACUUUCGCGGGACGUGUACACGCAGCAGAAAAUGGAAAUCCUCACAGCCUUGAGAAAACUGGGAGAGAAGCUCACUGCAGAGGAUGAGACUUUUCUCACUGAAAAUGCUACAGCUACCCUGAGCCAGUUUGAAAAAGUGACUGCAAACCUAGGGUCCGAAGACAAAAUUAUGGCUUUAGCUAGCUCUGGUGUGAAAACCAAAGCGUAGUAACGCCAUGAAAUGUUCAUUUUAACCCUGUGUCUUUGUUAUUACUAGGAAACAAAUGUGCCAAUUGAUUGUUGAUUUUGUAAAUAAUCAGUGCACUUCUUGGUGUUGCUGCAGAUGCUAACACUUUUUAACAGUAUUGUUUUUUAUCCCUCGACUUUUGUAAAUGUCUUUUAUUCAUCCAGAUAAGUGUAAAAUUGUAUUAUAGGUACGA